Molecule: messenger RNA, 1872 nt
Organism: Williopsis jadinii
Lineage: Eukaryota; Fungi; Ascomycota; Saccharomycetes; Phaffomycetales; Wickerhamomycetaceae
Gene: BZZ1
Product: Bzz1p
Exons: 1
Coding region: 1-1872 (623 amino acids)
Biological process (GO): regulation of actin filament polymerization
Molecular function (GO): protein binding
Source: RefSeq, a predicted model, not a curated record
AUGACCAGCGUGUCAAUUGGUAAUGAGUUGAAGGACUCUUUCAAGGAGACGUCCAAUUGGGUCAACAAUAACGUUCAGUUUUUGUCGGACGUUGAACAGUUCUACAGACAGAGGAUUCAGAUCGAGAGGGAGUACAGCUCACAGUUACAGAAGCUAACCUCUGAAUAUCUAAAGAAAAAGGCGAACCGAUCAAUUGCCGUGUCUGUUGGAGAUGAGCCGAAGAUCACGCCUGGAUCUCUAGAAUCCGCAACGUUGGUGGCCUGGACAGAGGUGCUUUCAAAGACAGAGGCCGUGGCUAAGAACCACGACACUUUCGCCAACGAGUUGAACUUCAAAGUUGCCGAUCAGAUACUCUCGCUGCAAAGAUCCACAGAUGCUAUGCAGCAGCGUCUCUUACAAUUCUACCAGGGAACGCUGUUGAAGAAAAAAGAUGAUAUAUUCGAGCAAGUGACGAGGGCAAAGAAGUCAUAUGACGAAUCCUGUGAGAGUAUGGAGUCCAAUAGAGCAAAGUCUGAGAAGUCCUUCAACAAGGAAAAAUACCAAAAGAAGGCACACGAGAAGGAGGUGGAUAUGAACAUUGCCAAGAACAACUAUCUGCUGAAGAUCAACAUUGCUAAUCGUAUAAAGGAUAAAUUUUACUACCAGGAUCUACCAGAGGUCUUGGACCUGUUUCAAGACCUGAACGAGUUCAAGACAAUGCAGUGGAAUUUCCUCUUGACACUUGGUUCGACAGCCGAAAUUAACAUGGAGAAUAAGAAUAUAGAGCUGUUUAAUGCUGCGAUCAAAGUGAUUGGUGAAAAUAAUCCACAGUUGGACACGCAGAUGUUCAUAAAACAUAACGUUUCACAAUGGGCAGAGCCUCAAGAUUUCUACUAUAUCCCGUCUUCUAUUUGGCACGAUGAUGAACAGUUCAGAUCUGGUGAUGAGGAAGUGCAAGCACUGAGAAGGAACUUGGUGCUUGCUCACAAGUCCUUGAGCCAAGUUGAUGAAUCCUUGGAGUCCGGUAGGGAAAGGCUGAAUUCUUUAUCAACGCAAAAGGCCCAGUGUAAGGGCAAAUCUAUAAACGACUUUGAGAUAAAGCCCUCUCUAGAUCUGGUGAACCAAUACCUCGUCACACUAUCGCAGUUUGUCAUUGAAGAGAACUCCAAAGUUAGUGCACAGGUGGAGAUUGAAACUAUUGAGAAUAACGUUGGCGAUAAGGACCUCUCAAUUGACAAUUUAACCGUGACAACGAAGAAGCGUGGGUUUUUCUCAAGAUUAAAAGGUGCCAGUGCUGAAAAGGACGUGGUUAGGGACUCUUCUGACGCAUUCGAUGAUAGUCGAAGUAUCAUGUCCUCGCAAACGUCAAAAUCGCACCAUUCGACGCAUUUCAAACUGGGCUCGCUGUUGCGACCACGCACUACCUCUGUAUCGACGAGUGCGACCGGUGGUGACCCAAUUGGAGCCAGUUCAGGCUCUUCUACUCUGCAGGGGACCGCAAUGUACGCCUAUGAGGCACAAGGUGACGAUGAGCUGUCGUUACAAGCUGGCGAAACGUUUAACGUCAUCGCCCCAGAUGACGGCUCUGGAUGGACAGAGGUUACCAUCAACGGGGCUCAAGGCCUCGUGCCAACGUCGUACAUCCAAGUGUCCACCGUCAGCACCCCAUCCUUGACCAAGAAGAAGGGCCCAGAGGUCACACCAAGAAGAGGAGCAAAGAAGAUACAGUACUGUGUAGCCAAAUUCCCCUACACUGCGGAGGACGACACCGAAUUGACCAUUGCAGAAGGUGACCGUAUAGAGGUCAUCAAGGGAGACGAUGGCGGGUGGACAACAGGAGACCUUGGUGGUAGAACAGGACUGUUUCCAACCAGCUAUGUCGAGUUCCAAUGA